AUGUCUGUGCACCGCCGCAACGCCAGUGAGGACAUUGAUCCGUUCGGCGCCCCUGAAGACUACUACGGCGCCAACACAAACCCCAUUGCGGCACCAAAAAGCUCGCGUGCCGGGCGGACCCGGACGUUUUCCGUUUCCGAACCGCUUCGCUCGCAUUCGGGGACGCCUGAGCCGCCGCAGUUGCGCCGCGGGCUGAUUGUUCCGAUCCAUGAGGACCCGGGGCCUCCAGAGAAGUUCGAGCCGGGCCCGCUUCGCCGCAGGGGCCUGCUUGACGAACGCUGGACUGCGCCCAGACAGUUUUACAUUGCCUCCAUAGACGACACGUUGGAGCAGCUUUUGCAGAGCGAGGACACCGACCACAACUACCAGAUCACCAUCGAGGACACGGGGCCCAAGGUUUUGCGGCUCGGAACCGCCAACUCCAACGGAUUCCGCCAGGCAGUGGUCCGGGGCACAUACAUGCUUCUGAACCUCUUGCAAGAGUUGACCAUUGCCAAGCGGUUUGGCCGGCGCGAGAUGAUCUUGGACGAGCGCCGCUUGGAGGAAAACCCAGUGGCCCGCAUGCGCCGCCUCAUUCUGGGCCUGUUUUGGAAAGCUCUCACCCGCAAAGUCACGCCGGAAAACAUCGCCGAUAUGGCCCGCGAUACCAAGAUCUGCGACGAGUACGUCGACGCGUCGGGACGAGUGGUGCGUACGGAAAGUGUCCGUAUCUACGUGCCCUAUGACCGGCCGGACCAGCUCCGGUAUUUCUGUUCCAUCCGCGACCAGAACCCGCAGCUCGGGCUAGAUGUCCAGCAGUUGCCGCAGAAGAUGGACGCCGAGUAUAUUCGCUCCAUCAACAAGCGGCCGGGUCUCUUGGCGCUCGAGGCAAAACAGGACCCAAAUGAUCCAACCAAUCUCUUGAACGAGCCGUACGUGGUUCCGGGUGGCCGCUUCAACGAGUUGUACGGCUGGGACUCGUACAUGAUGGUUCUUGGCUUGUUGCUAGACGUCACACCUGCAGCACAAACGAAUUUGCGUUUGGCCAGAGGCAUGACGGAAAACUUCAUUUAUGAAAUCCACCACUACCACAAGAUCUUGAACGCAAACAGACUGUACUACUUGGGACGUUCACAGCCACCUUUCCUCACAGACAUGGCGCGUCGCAUCUACGACAAGACGCUUGAGGUGAGUCCUACCAGCACUAAGGAUAUGACUGACUUCUUGAAGAGGGCCACUUUGGCUGCAAUCAAAGAAUACAAUACUGUGUGGUGUGCUGUUCCGCGUCUUGAUGAGGAGACUGGUCUCUCCUGCUACCAUCCAGAAGGGUCCGGCGUGCCACCGGAAACCGAGGCGUCGCAUUUCGAUGCUGUAUUGCGGCCAUACGUCGAGAAGUACGGCAUUUCACAGGCCGAGUUCAUCGAACGUUACAACAACCACGAGUUGCAUGAACCGGCGCUUGACGAGUACUUUUUGCACGAUCGUGCUGUGCGUGAAUCUGGUCACGAUACGUCGUACCGGCUUGAAGGAAAGGCUGCGUACUUGGCCACAGUGGACUUGAACUCUUUGCUCUACAAGUAUGAAGUGGAUAUUGCCGACUUUAUCCGCACACACUUUGGAGGCGAGUUGGCAACGCCGUGGGGCACGGUCGAAAAGCCAGAGGAAUGGGAAAAGCGUGCUGCGCAAAGAAAGGUGAACAUGACCAAGUACUUGUGGAAUGAGCAGGAUAGCAUUUACUAUGACUACCACGUUCGCGAGAAGCAGCAGAACAAGUACGAAUCUGCCACAUGUUUCUGGCCCUUGUGGGCCGGCGCAGCAUCGGAGGACCAGGCCGACAAGCUUGUCAAGAACUCGCUCUGCAAGUUCGAAGAGGCUGGCGGCUUGGUCUCAGGUACGCUUGCGUCUCGUGGCGAAGUCUCCAUCAACCGGCCUUCGCGCCAAUGGGAACUACCCGUACGCAUGGGCUCCACACCAGAUGUUGGCAUGGAUCGGCCUCAGCAACUACCACUACCGGAGGUGCCGCGCGCCGUUUGGGCAUACCGCUGGUUAUUCAUGAUGACUCGUGCGUUUGUUGACUACAAUGGUGUGGUGGUGGAGAAGUAUAAUGUUAUCAAGGGCGCUGUGCCCCACAAAGUUGACGCUGAGUACGGUAAUCAAGGCGCGGACUUCAAGGGUGUGGCCACCGAAGGUUUUGGCUGGGUCAAUGCGAGCUACUUGCUUGGCUUGACGUACUUGAACUUGCAGGCACAUCGCAGUAUUGGCGCCCUAGUUCCGCCUGAUGUGUUUUUUGCCAACUUGUCGCCAUCACAAAAGGAACUCUACGAGUGA
Molecule: messenger RNA, 2307 nt
Organism: Clavispora lusitaniae ATCC 42720
Lineage: Eukaryota; Fungi; Ascomycota; Pichiomycetes; Serinales; Metschnikowiaceae
Gene: NTH1
Product: alpha,alpha-trehalase NTH1
Biological process (GO): trehalose catabolic process
Cellular component (GO): cytoplasm
Molecular function (GO): alpha,alpha-trehalase activity; calcium ion binding
Source: RefSeq, a predicted model, not a curated record